AUGAUUGAAAAAAAAGGCUUUGGAUUAGUGGCUCUUGAUACCAAAUAUAUAGCCGUAUGUGCUUUUUCAGUGAUUUCAUUAGUUACCAUUUGUGCCUUCUAUCGCCCCAAAUCCAAGUGCAAGAAUUACUUCUCAGUAUUUCUCCAUGAUUUGAUUGCAACAAUACUGAUGAUGUCUGGUUGUGCGGCGGCGACAGCAAUAGGAUAUGUAGGUAAAUAUGGGCAAGACCAAUCUGGGUGGACAAAGAUAUGUGACAAUGUCCACAAAUUCUGCAAUUAUAUUUCAAUUUCAAUCGGAUUUUCAUACUUGGCUUUCUUUUGCUUCUUUAUUCUCACCAUUAUGGCUUUCAAGCGGGCUUAA
This is a messenger RNA of Amaranthus tricolor (Joseph's coat), 360 nucleotides long. RefSeq names its product CASP-like protein 1F2. Lineage: Eukaryota; Viridiplantae; Streptophyta; Magnoliopsida; Caryophyllales; Amaranthaceae. The record is from RefSeq and is a predicted model, not a curated record. Bases 1 to 360 code for a protein of 119 amino acids. The transcript is spliced from 3 exons.